Saimiri boliviensis boliviensis (Bolivian squirrel monkey) is the source of this 1340-nucleotide messenger RNA. The record is from RefSeq and is a predicted model, not a curated record. Lineage: Eukaryota; Metazoa; Chordata; Mammalia; Primates; Cebidae.
GCCACAGUUUUCAUAGACUCCCCUUGGCUCUGCCCCUCACAGUCUGCAGUCUAUCGCGAGGCACAGGCCAGUCCCGCUCCACAAGGACUGAACGAGAGCGGAAAACCAGCCCAGAGAGGGGAAAGACACUAGAGUGCACACAGGAUUCGCCUGGCCUCGAGGCUCAUCCUCUCCCUCUCAGGGGCCCUCACUGCCCCACCCCGGGGGUGCCAGUUGCAUUGCCAUCUGUGGAUGGCGUUGUGCCAUGUGGCAGCAGCCGUAUUCCAGCAUCCAUUCUACUCAUUCGCUUUCCAAGCCUUCCUCUCUGAGCCCUUCGGUGACCACCCUUCAUUCACAGGAUGAAGUCUAAACUCAGCUGGUCCCGCAGGGCCUCGUGCUGUCCCACUGCCACCAUGCCGGAAGUCGAGAGAAAACCCAAGAUCACUGCCUCCCGCAAACUCUUGCUGAAGAGCCUGAUGCUGGCCAAGGCCAAGGAAUGCUGGGAGCAGGAGCACGAGGAGCGUGAGGCUGAGAAGGUGCGCUACCUGGCAGAACGCAUCCCCACGCUGCAGACUCGAGGUCUGUCCCUCAGUGCCCUGCAGGACUUGUGCCGGGAGCUGCACGCCAAGGUAGAGGUGGUGGAUGAGGAGCGAUAUGACAUCGAGGCCAAAUGCCUGCACAACACCAGGGAGAUCAAGGACCUGAAGCUGAAGGUGCUGGACCUCCGCGGGAAGUUCAAGCGCCCGCCCCUGCGUCGGGUCCGCGUCUCGGCUGACGCCAUGCUCCGGGCCCUGCUGGGCUCCAAGCACAAGGUGUCCAUGGACCUGCGGGCCAACCUCAAGUCUGUGAAGAAGGAAGACACAGAGAAGGAGCGGCCUGUGGAGGUGGGCGACUGGAGGAAGAAUGUGGAGGCCAUGUCUGGGAUGGAAGGCCGGAAGAAGAUGUUCGAUGCCGCCAAGUCUCCAACCUCACAAUAGAGGCCAGCUUGUUGUGCUGUGCUCUGGGCUCCUGCUUCAUGCUUCUUCUCCAACCCAGCUCACUCACCUCUCUGCCCGUGUCCAGAGCAUCCCUCCCCACCCCCACUUCUUCCCUCCAGCCUGCAUGCCCUCCUCAGGAACUGGGAACACACAGAUACCCAAGAGGCAGGACAAACGUGUCUGAAGACCUCACCCCGGCAGAGCGGGCUUCCAUCCAUCCACAAGGCUCCUGGGGCUUCCUGGCCACCCCGUGGUGUCACAAGUGGAGGAAGAGGAGGGAGUGAGAGCAGCUUUCCUCCAGCCCCGUGCCACACCCCUCCUAUGAUGUGUACAGUGUCCACAGGCAUCUCAGCCUCUUCAUUAAAAACCCAGUUUCCCGGUCAU